UUAGGUCUCUGCCGCUCUCUCUCGCUCUCUGCGAAGAAUGGAUGAGGAAUACGACGUCAUCGUCCUCGGCACGGGCCUUAAAGAAUGCAUCCUCAGCGGCCUCCUCUCUGUCGAUGGUCUCAAGGUUCUUCAUAUGGACAGGAAUGACUAUUAUGGUGGGGAGUCAACAUCUCUUAAUCUCAUUCAGCUCUGGAAGCGAUUCAAGGGCACUGACAAGCCUCCAGAACAUUUGGGCCCAAGCAAGGAAUACAAUGUUGACAUGGUCCCCAAGUUUAUGAUGGCAAAUGGUGGUUUGGUUCGUGUUCUCAUCCACACCAGUGUUACCAAGUAUUUGAACUUCAAAGCAGUCGAUGGUAGCUUUGUGUACAACAAGGGGAAGAUUUACAAAGUGCCGGCAACUGAUGUUGAAGCACUGAAAUCUACACUGAUGGGACUUUUUGAAAAACGCCGUGCCAGGAAGUUUUUCAUUUAUGUGCAAGAUUAUGAAGAGAAUGAGCCAAAGUCUCAUGAAGGAAUGGAUUUGCAUAAAGUUACUAGCAGAGAAGUCAUUUCCAAAUAUGGACUGGAUGACAACACGAUUGACUUUAUCGGGCAUGCAUUGGCACUUCAUAGAGAUGAUAGCUACUUGGAUGAGCCUGCAAUUGAUACUGUAAAAAGAAUGAAGCUGUAUGCGGAAUCAUUGGCACGCUUUCAAGGAGGUUCUCCUUAUAUAUAUCCUCUUUAUGGUUUGGGAGAGCUUCCUCAGGGAUUCGCUCGUCUGAGUGCAGUUUAUGGUGGCACCUACAUGCUUAACAAGCCAGAAUGCAAGGUUGAGUUUGAUGAAAAUGGAAAAGCUUAUGGUGUGACAUCCGAGGGGGAGACUGCUAAAUGCAAAAAAGUAGUCUGUGAUCCUUCUUACUUGCCAAGUAAAGUAAAAAAGGUUGGUAAAGUAGCUCGUGCUAUAUGUAUAAUGAGUCAUCCAAUCCCAAAUACCAACGACUCACAGUCGGUGCAGAUUAUUCUGCCCCAGAAACAACUUGGACGUAGAUCAGACAUGUAUGUGUUUUGCUGCUCUUACACACACAACGUUGCUCCGAAAGGGAAAUAUAUCGCUUUUGUUUCCACUGAGGCUGAAACCGAUCAUCCUGAGACAGAACUGAAGCCUGGCAUCGAUUUGCUUGGACCAGUAAAUGAGACCUUUUUCGAUACUUAUGAUAGAUAUGAACCUACAAACAACCAUGAAGAGGACAGUUGCUUCAUAUCCACUAGCUAUGACGCCACCACACACUUUGAGACAACCGUGGAAGAUGUCAUCUCCAUGUACAGAAAGAUAACUGGAAAGGAACCUGAUCUGACUGUGGAUCUGAAUGCUGCCAGUGCUGCUGCAGAUGAUGCUUAGUUUAUUCCUCUCCAUGGAUGCCCCUUGAAGAAAUCAUAGCCUCACUAUUUCAUCUUGUUUGCAUUAUUUGUUCCACAGUAGGAAAUUACAUUACUCAGAUUUCUGCUCUAACGCAUUUGCAUAAACUAAUUUAUUUACCCGAAAAUAUUUGAAU
This is a messenger RNA of Musa acuminata subsp. malaccensis (wild Malaysian banana), 1532 nucleotides long. Its product is annotated as guanosine nucleotide diphosphate dissociation inhibitor At5g09550-like. Lineage: Eukaryota; Viridiplantae; Streptophyta; Magnoliopsida; Zingiberales; Musaceae. Gene Ontology annotation, biological process: protein transport; vesicle-mediated transport; small GTPase-mediated signal transduction. The record is from RefSeq and is a predicted model, not a curated record. Gene Ontology annotation, molecular function: Rab GDP-dissociation inhibitor activity. Gene Ontology annotation, cellular component: cytoplasm.